AUGGCUGCAUUAUCUAACGAAAUCAAUGACGAAUUAGUUUCUGAAGAAGAUGAACAGCACGAACAAGAUCAAGUUGAAUUGGAUUUAAUUGAGUACCUAAGAAAUAAACUUGUUGAAUUACGUUCAAAGAUCUCUUCUGAAUUUGAAAUAUUGGUAUUUGGACCGGCACGUGUGGGAAAAUCAACAUUAAUAAAGCAAGUAUCCGGCGACGAUACAAUAGAAACAUCGGCCGAAAUGAAUGCAUGUACAACCAAAACCGAGAAACAUAUGGAUAAAUACAAUAUUUUUUGGUGGGAUACACCAGGCUUGGGUGCACUAGAAAUAUUGGAUGAUAUUGGCAUACCAGUUGUUGAAUCAACGUUGAAUGAACAGGAAAAUGAAAUAUACAAGCAAGUUAAAAAUGGUGAAAAUCCGCUAAUGAAAACUGGUGCAUCUCUUUUACCAUUGGCUACGCCAGUGGCCGCUGCCGUUAUGAGAGCAAUGGUCGAUAAAUUAUUUUCUUCGAACAAUUAA
Didymodactylos carnosus is the source of this 513-nucleotide messenger RNA. Lineage: Eukaryota; Metazoa; Rotifera; Eurotatoria; Philodinida; Philodinidae. The record is from the annotation of a GenBank genome assembly.